CUCCUCGCUCGGCCACAUAACACCCUCCGCGCACGACCAGCUCCCCGCUACCUUCACAGCAUCAAAACACCUCAUCCUUGAGCUCAGCUUUUUUUCCCACAGCUGCGCCUUUGUUCAUAACCUCCAACCUCUACGCUACACAAGCUCCAUUCCAGCAGCUGCCACCUAGCAACCAGCAACCAUGACGCUCUACUACAGCCUCGUCUUCAUGCUCCUCGUGGCGGAGAUGGUCAUCUUCAUGUCACUCAUCGUGCCUCUGCCCUUCACCUGGCGUCGCAAGCUCUUCACGUUCAUCUCCGAGAGCCAGCUCAUAGCAAAAUUACAAUAUGGCAUGAAAAUCACGUUCAUAUUCAUACUCAUUCUCUUCAUUGACAGCGUCAACCGCGUCUACCGUGUGCAGAUCGAGCUUGCCGCGGCCUCCAAGGACACCACGCGUGGAGGCACCGCUGUCCUGGGCGGCUCUGAGCGCAUGGAAGUCCAGGCUCGCAAGUUCUACUCUCAGCGCAACAUGUACCUCUGCGGUUUCACUCUCUUCCUCUCCCUCAUCUUGAACCGUACCUACGUCAUGAUUCUUGACGUCCUGCGCCUCGAGGAGGAGGUCAAGAGCCUUAAGGGUGACUCCACCGCCAAGGGCAAGUCCGGCCUGGGCCAGGCUGGUGAUGCUGGCGAGAUUGGUCGCUUGAGGAAGGAGCUUGAGGCCAAGGACCGCGACAUCGAGAACCUGAAGAAGCAGGCCGAGGGUCUCAGCCGCGAGUACAACCGCAUGGGCGACGAGAUCUCCACCGCUGACAGCGUCCCCAAGAAGGACCGGUAAAUGCUUACCGAACGGGUUUCCUGAAGCUGUAGUGUUUUGAUGGACAAAAGUUCAUGCAGAUGACGAAAGCGCGGAUACCUCAAAAGACAGCGCACCUUACGUGCGAUUGGAGUGCGGAGUACAGGGACUGGAAACUGUGUUUCCACGUGGAGGGUUGUACUUCAUCAAGGACAGCGUAUUAUAGCUUCCAGUAAAAGUAGCAUGGAUCACUGCC
This is a messenger RNA of Aplosporella prunicola CBS 121167, 1028 nucleotides long. RefSeq lists its product as uncharacterized. Gene Ontology annotation, biological process: endoplasmic reticulum to Golgi vesicle-mediated transport; intracellular protein transport. Bases 182 to 814 code for a protein of 210 amino acids. Gene Ontology annotation, cellular component: endoplasmic reticulum; endoplasmic reticulum membrane. Lineage: Eukaryota; Fungi; Ascomycota; Dothideomycetes; Botryosphaeriales; Aplosporellaceae. The record is from RefSeq and is a predicted model, not a curated record. The transcript is spliced from 4 exons.